Messenger RNA from Tetrahymena thermophila SB210, 2994 nucleotides. Its product is annotated as plant dual-specificity MAP kinase kinase family domain protein. The record is from RefSeq and is a predicted model, not a curated record. The transcript has 8 exons. Gene Ontology annotation, biological process: protein phosphorylation. Gene Ontology annotation, molecular function: ATP binding; protein kinase activity. Lineage: Eukaryota; Ciliophora; Oligohymenophorea; Hymenostomatida; Tetrahymenidae.
AAAUUUUUAGAUAGCUUUUUAAUAAUUUAAAAAGAUCAAACGAUAUUUUUUCUUCACAAAUAACUCACAAAACAAUAAUACAUUAACUAAAAAGAUAAUAAAUAUAGCUUUAAACCUAGCUAACUAGAGAUGAACUAGCUGUAAUAUAAUUAAAAUAACGAUUAUCAAUAAAAUGGAGAUAUAUUUAAUCAGAUUUAAAGACCUAAACCUACCUAAGAGUAUGAAAUUUAUAAACGCUUAAAGUUAUUAGGUGAAGGCUCAUUUGGUAAAGCAUACUUAGUUGAAAGUUAAAGCGAUAAAAGUAAGUGGGUUAUAAAAUAAAUUUCUCUUGAUGCUAUGAGCCCAGAAGAAAAAAAGGAGAGCUAUAAGGAAGCUAAGAUUUUAGAAUAGCUUAAUCACCCAAAUAUUGUUAAAUUCAAAGAAAUUUAUAAAACUAAAAGUGGAAAGCUUUGCAUUGUAAUGGAAUAUGCUGAUGGUGGCGAUCUUUCUUAAAAAAUCUAGAAGUAAAGAGGUAAAUAUUUCAAAGAAGAGUAGAUUUUAGAUUGGUUCACUUAGAUUUGCUUAGCUAUGAAGCACGUUCAUGAUAGAAAAAUUCUUCAUAGAGAUUUGAAGGGUUAGAAUAUUUUUUUAACGUCUUAAAAUAUUUGUAAACUUGGAGAUUUUGGUAUUGCAAGAGUCUUAAACAAAACAUUUGAAAAAGCUAAGACGAUGGUCGGUACUCCUUAUUAUUUAUCUCCUGAGAUUAUCAAUAGUGUUCCUUAUUCUUACAAAAGUGAUGUAUGGUCUAUUGGAGUAGUUCUAUAUGAGAUGUGUUGUCUUAGACCACCAUUCCAAGGUGAGAGUUUGCAAAAUCUAGCAUUAAAUAUUGUGAAAGGAUAGUAUUAGCCUAUCCCUAAUAUAUAUUCAUAAGAUCUUAAAAAAUUAGUCUCUAAUUUACUUCAAAAUAGGCCUGAAAGCCGUUAUUCAAUUUAACAAAUUCUUGGUUUGCCUUUUAUCAGAAACCGUAUUAAAAAUUUCUUGAGUGAAACUAUAAAAGCAAAUGAAUUCUCUCAUACUAUCUUGCAUAACUAAAAAAUUAUUAUCGAUGAUGAUUUCAAGAAUAUCAAAAAUGUCUAAGGUCCUCCACCACCUUCAGUUGCAUACCAAAUGAAAGAAUAGCAGAGAAAUGCUCAGGAGAAGCAAGAUUAAUAAUAAUAAUAAAAAGUACUGCCAAGUAUUGAGCCAAAAUAAGCAGCUUAGAAGGCACCUCAAAACUAGAAGCAAAAUUAAAUAGAAAAAUAAUAAAUAAGACCCUAAACUCCAGUCAGCAAUCAAGUAAGACCUAUAAAUGGAAAGAUUCCCAUUUAGAAUUAAUAGUAUUAAGCAUAAAAUUAAAGACCUUCAAAUAUUGAUGUUGGACCAUAAAAUUAUCCAUAUGGUAAAAUACCUAACAGUUAAUAAUAAACUCCAAUCGGAAAAGAAAAUAGUUCAGAUAAUAAAAAAAUCGUAAGAUAGCCUUCGAAAAAUAAUAUUGUAAAUGUAAAAUAUAAUUCUGUUCCAACUGAGUAAGAAGAAAAAAUAAGCUAAUAACCCUCAAAAUAAACACCACCUUUACCUCCAUAACCAUAAUUAAAGCAAAAUCCUUCAUAAUAGAAAUUUUAAAAAGCUCCUUAGAAGCCAGUUGUAUAAAAACUUUAAAGACCUUCCACUGCAGUUCCAUAAAAUCCUUAAAGAUAGAUAAUGACUCCCAAAUCAUAACCUGGAAGUAAACCUUUUUAUCCUCCAAAACCAAUUGACCGCAAAUAAAGUGCUGGAUAGAUUCUAGUUUCUAAUUAGGUCUCAAAAGGUGACUAAAAUAAUAAACCCCCUAUUUCAAAUAAUAGACCAAUCACUGCCCAUAAUAGAAAUUCUACACCUUAAAGAAUAUCAAAUACUCCACCUGUAUAACUUUAAAGAAAUGUGAGAUAAGAAAUAAGUCAAAAAAGGCAAGAUAUCUUAAAUAAAGUAAAAGAUGCAUAAGAGUAAAAGAAGAAAAAAUUAGAAGAUCUUAAAAAAGCUAAAAUGGAAGCAAGUCUAAAAUCAAAAGAAGAAAGAGAACAAGUUCGUUAAAAUAUGUAUAAAGAUAUAAAGCAAAAGAGAUAAGGUUCAAAGCCAUCACAAAAUGUUUAACAAGUUCAAUAGCAACAGUAAUAAAAUAAAAAAGAAGAAAUACAAAUAGAAUGGAUGGGAACACUUAAGCCAGACUAACCACCUGAAAGACCUAAAUACAUUGAUUAAAAGUUAGAAGAAUAAAAAAUAGCUGCUGAGAAAUAUAACUAAGAAAUGGCUUUGAGAAAAAAGAAAGAAGAAGAAAUAGAAAAGCAAAAAUAACUUUAAGAAUAAAUGUAUGAAGAAAACAAAAGGGAGAGAGAAAAAAAGCAAAGAGAGCUAUUUUUAAUGGACAUGCAGGAAAACUCAAAUCCUUAAAAUUAUCCAUAAAAAGGUUUUGCACAUAGAAAUGUAGCACCUCAAAAUAGACAAGAAAUAGAGUAUACAUAGAUGUUAGAAGAAAUGAAAUCUUUGAUUGAUGAACCUCCUUGUACAGAAGACAACACUACUAAUGAUUCAGAUUAACAAUAAAACAUAAAUUAAAAUUUGAAUUUUGAAGAUGUAGAUAGAGAUGACUAUGAUGACUAAUUUGAUAACAAUGAAAGUCAAGGAAAUACUAAUUAAAAGUAAAAAAAUAACAAUAUUUAAUAACAAUAAGAUGAAGAAGAAUAUAUAUACACUCUUCCAAAUAACAAAUAAUCAAUAAAUGCAAUUAAAGAAAAUUAUGUUAAAUAAAUUGGUAAAGAAAACUUACAAAAGCUGUAAUAGGCAAUUAAAAGUGAAAUCAAAAAGAAUAGAAAAUUUGUUGACUUGAGUCCUUCUGACAAAAUAAAAAUUUUAAAGUAACAAGUCCCUUCUAUCAAAUUCGAUAAAGUGGAUUUGAAAAUAAACUAGCUUGUUGAUAUAGUUUAAAUAGAGAAUUCAUGA